Haplochromis burtoni (Burton's mouthbrooder) is the source of this 848-nucleotide messenger RNA. RefSeq names its product C5a anaphylatoxin chemotactic receptor 1-like. The transcript has a single exon. NCBI's taxonomy places the organism in Eukaryota, Metazoa, Chordata, Actinopteri, Cichliformes, Cichlidae. The coding region runs from base 120 to 833 and encodes 237 amino acids. The record is from RefSeq and is a predicted model, not a curated record. Gene Ontology annotation, molecular function: complement receptor activity; G protein-coupled receptor activity. Gene Ontology annotation, biological process: complement receptor mediated signaling pathway; positive regulation of cytosolic calcium ion concentration; inflammatory response. Gene Ontology annotation, cellular component: plasma membrane.
CCAAAGCCCGGUUAGAACUUUCACGUUCAGAUAUUGUUGAAUGAAUCAUUCUCUCAUUCUAAUGUUAAUUUUAUGCACGACACUAAUCUAUACCCUAUACUUCACAGUUGUAAGGAAUCAUGGAUUACAGUGAUGAUAAUAACACAUUUCCUGAUGAUAAUUACACAUUUCCUGACAUUAUUGAGUCUGUGACUCCUGAGAUUCAGCCGAUCCAGAUAGUGGCUCUGGUCAUGUACAGCCUUGUGGUCCUGCUGGGUGUGCCUGGAAAUGCUGUGGUGGUGUGGGUGACGGGGUUCUGCAUGUCCCGCUCUGUCACCUCCCUCUGGUUCCUCAACCUUGCUCUGGCUGAUCUUCUGUGCUGCCUCUCCAUCCCCUUUCUUAUGGUCCCUCUGGUCCACGACGAUCACUGGCAUUUCGGUCCGCUGGCCUGCAUGCUCAUCAGAGGCCUGUUUUACCUGGUGAUGUACUGCAGCAUCCUGCAGCUGGUUGUGAUCAGUGUGGAUCGUUUGUUGCUGGUCAUUAGACCCAUCUGGUGUCAGAACCACAGGCGACCCAAACAGGGUGCUUAUGGAUGUGUUGCUGUGUGGGUCCUGGCCCUGAAAGGCAGUAUCCCACAGUUUGUGUACGCCAAGCAGAUUGUGGCAGGUGACGAGAAGAGAGAGUGUAGGAUGGAGUACACUGUAGACAGUGCCUGGCCUGUCUCUGCUUUUCGCUUCCUGAUUGGAUUCAUUAUUCCUUUUUGUGGAAUAAUGGGCCAGGACCCACACAGCAACACAUCAAGACCAAAAGGUCUGUGGAUGCAAAUACUCUGCCUUUACUUUUUGCGUCAAUAAGAUUUUUUUUUCUGC